AUGUCCUAUCUAGGAGUGUAUAGGUACUGUCGCAAUGCCAAAAGCAUGUUGCGGGAAGGGUAUCAAAAGCACAAGGUGUUCCGCGUACCCAUGCUAGACAGAUGGAUCGUCAUAGUCAGCGGACCAGACAUGAACGAGGAACUGCGUAAGUAUCCAGACACGCACGUGUCGUUCCAGGUCGCGGCCGAUGAGCUUUUUCAGACGAAGUACACCAUCGCACCGAACGUUCAAGAGCAUCCUAUUCAUCUUCCCGUUAUUCGUGGACCACUUACGCGCAACCUCAAUGUGGUCUUCGGGGAUGUUGUCGACGAGAUCCAUACCGCCUUUCAUGACGUCGUGCCUGUUCGCGACAAUGAGUGGAUCAAAGUCCAUGCAAUCACAACUAUGGCAAAAAUAGUGUCUCGAGCAAGCAACCGCGUUUUUGUUGGCCUUCCGUUAUGCCGCAAUCCUGAAUAUUUAGAUGCAGUGGUCAAUUUCGCGUUUGAUGUCACCAGAGGGCAUGUUAUCUUGUCGCUUGUUCCAUUCCUAUUUAAAGGCAUUGUUGGACGUGUUCUACCUUGGUCAAAGAGGGCGUUCCGCCGAGCGUCCACUUUCUUAAAUCCAAUGAUCGAAGAGCGGCAGCGAAAGCUUCGAGAAUUUGGUGAUGGUUGGGAUGACAAGCCUAAUGAUCUACUUAUGUGGCUUAUAGAAGAAGCAAAUAAAAUCGGAGAGACGACUGACCUUGUCGUGCAAGGAUUACUUCUAUCAAACUUCGCGGCCAUUGAUACCUCAAGUCAGAGUAUCACACACGCCCUGUACCAUCUCGCGGCCAAUCCUGAGUAUGCAAAACCGCUGCGCGAAGAGGUUGAAUACAUCAUCAAAGAACACGGCUGGACGAAAGGAGCGAUGGGAAAAAUGUGCAAACUUGACAGCUUCAUGCGCGAGUCGCAGCGCCUAGAUGGAAUUACUGCGUUAACUGUAAUGCGCAAGGCGCUCCAAAGCCUCACUCUCUCCAAUGGGACAUACAUCCCGGCCGGCACAAUUGUGUCUGCGACAGCCCAGUCGACCCAUUCUGACGGUGAAAUCUAUGAUCGCCCAGAGGAAUUCGAUGCCUUUCGUUUCUCCAACAAGCGUGAAGACGGGACAGAAGGCCUGAAGCAUCAAUAUGUAACCACGUCGCCGGAGUUUGUUGCGUUCGGACAUGGAAAACAUGCAUGCCCUGGCCGCUUUUUUGCGGUGAAUGAGCUGAAAGUAAUGAUGGCGUACAUGCUCUUAAACUUUGAUAUUAAGUUUGAGCAUGGGCGCGGGCGUCCAGAAAAUCUGAACGUCUGGCAAACCGUGAUGCCAGCCCCUGAUGUGAAUCUGAUGUUCAAAAAACGCCUGGGGGUAUGA
Messenger RNA from Fibroporia radiculosa, 1371 nucleotides. RefSeq lists its product as uncharacterized. The coding region runs from base 1 to 1371 and encodes 456 amino acids. Gene Ontology annotation, molecular function: heme binding; oxidoreductase activity, acting on paired donors, with incorporation or reduction of molecular oxygen; monooxygenase activity. The record is from RefSeq and is a predicted model, not a curated record. The transcript is spliced from 10 exons. Lineage: Eukaryota; Fungi; Basidiomycota; Agaricomycetes; Polyporales; Fibroporiaceae.